CAAUUUUAUUAGAUCUCUCUCUCCAAUUUUCUUUUUUUUAUAAAAUUUUCGGCCCAUUUGUCUCCGAUCUGGUAAAUAUAUAAAAAUAAAUAAAUAAAUACCCCCUUUAUUUAUGGUAAAUAAAUAAAUAAAAUUAAUUUUGUACUGUUCAAAUUUGAAAAUUAUUAGCAGCUGUUGCUGCAUCAUUUACUAUAUAUUUUACAAAAAUAAAUAAUAAAUAGAUAGAUAAAAUCUCAACAGGAUUUACUCCCCCGGUUCGUGAUUUGUUUUUCUAGGGUAUCAUCAUCAUCAUCAUCCAUUUUCACCGGAGAUCUAAUCAAAUCAGAGAUAUGGCUGCUCCGCCCGCUAGAGCUCGAGCCGACUACGAUUACCUCAUUAAACUCCUCUUGAUCGGCGACAGCGGUGUGGGUAAGAGUUGCCUUCUUUUACGGUUCUCAGAUGGUUCCUUCACCACCAGUUUUAUCACAACUAUUGGGAUUGAUUUUAAGAUUCGAACCAUUGAGCUGGAUGGGAAACGUAUCAAACUGCAAAUCUGGGAUACUGCAGGGCAGGAGCGCUUCAGAACUAUCACCACUGCUUACUAUCGUGGGGCCAUGGGUAUUCUCCUUGUUUAUGAUGUGACCGACGAGUCUUCUUUCAACAACAUCAGGAAUUGGAUUCGUAAUAUUGAACAACAUGCUUCUGACAAUGUCAACAAAAUAUUGGUUGGUAAUAAAGCUGACAUGGAUGAGAGCAAAAGGGCUGUUCCUACCUCCAAGGGUCAAGCCCUGGCUGAUGAAUAUGGAAUAAAGUUCUUUGAGACUAGUGCAAAAACAAAUUUGAAUGUAGAGGAGGUUUUCUUUUCAAUAGCUCGUGAUAUUAAGCAAAGACUUGCUGAAAGUGACUCCAAGAGUGAGGUAUUACUUUCAUCCAACACAUCUUACUGAUGGAUACGUAUCAGUUUUUCUUCUUUAUCCUCUUCUGUUUCAAAUCUGGCAUAGUAUGGAAAGUUGACAUCCAAUUUCCUGGUAAAUGAAUAUCUAAACAGCAGUCGAAAAGUUACUGUACUGCUUACAUUCUUUUGGAUUGUUGUAUGAGAUCACUGCUUUCUUUCUAGAUCAAUCUCUUCCUCAGUGUGUCUGCUUACAAUCUCUUGGAUGGUUGUAUGAGAUCUGUGCUUUCUUUCUAGAUCAAUCUCUUCCUCAGCGUGGGAAAACAAAAGGAUUUUGGAGUGUUUUUGCGAAUUUGAUGCGGGUACUUACUGAUAUGUCUUGUUUGUCUGCAGCCUCAAUCCUCCUCCAUCCAUAUAAACAAAGACCAGGGAUCAGGGGCUGCUCAAGCUGCCCAGAAAUCAGCAUGCUGCGGUUCUUAAACAUAUCAUUUCAUCUAAAUCUGGUUAGGAAGCUGUCGAAGAAGGAAACAAAAUAUUAUGACGGCUACAUAUUUUGAUGGUACUUUUCUCAGUGGAGUAGCUAUCUUGUGGUGACGAUAAUGGAUUUGCUUGUAUUGUUCUGACUAUCAUUUAUUUAUUCAGUGCUUAGUUGUGUUAUACUGGCAGCUUUUACUUGGAGGAAGAAGAAGUAUAUAAAUUCUAUCUGUUAUUUGUUGAACAAUUCUGCUCUGAACUAAAACCGAAAACGAAAUCAGACUGGAUAUUUCUUUCUUUCAUUGUCAUAGCAAAGUACGCAGACAUGAUAUCGUAUCCAAUUUUCAAACUGUUGUGUCGCAUAGCGCUGUCAGGAAGCAGAAUAGUUGUGGUUAAUCAGUA
Messenger RNA from Oldenlandia corymbosa var. corymbosa, 1747 nucleotides. Lineage: Eukaryota; Viridiplantae; Streptophyta; Magnoliopsida; Gentianales; Rubiaceae. The record is from the annotation of a GenBank genome assembly.